AUGGCGUUGGGUUUUGCGAGUGGAGGUUUUGCCAUUGCGCGUACCGUCCUGGUUCCUAGCCUGACUUCAACCCAGGACCCGACAUGUGUAUUUGGUCAACCCCCGAAGGGACCUAGUGCCGCUCUUCAAGUGGGCAGUGUGAGUAUCACCUCAGAAUCCCCUGAACAGAAAGUACUAAGACAACCCAACACCCAACCAGACUCGAAGCAACAUUCGGUAUUAUUGCAGCUGCAGCACCCUCUGUUCGUCCUUUACUUGGUCAUAACUGUCACAGGAACACGAACGCAGCCUGCCGGAAAAGGCAAGGAAUUUGUACGACGGGCAAUCGUCCCCUUUCAGAUCACCUUUGCGCCUAUUACUCUUCUGAUGGGAACGUACAUUUUCAUAGCCCUCGGUCUCCCCAUCAUGCAAGCUUCCACUCUGGCCACAUUUAUGGAGCCCCCUGUCAUCGCCGGUGGUUAUGGCUUUUCAUCACUGCAAAUGGCAUUCUUCACCAUGACGACGUGGGUGGGCAUCAUUUGCGCACAGGUGUAUGGCCUCUUCUUCAACGACCAAACUCCUCUCUGGGUUGCUCGUCGACGUGGUGGUACCUGGCAUACGGAAUAUCGUCUAGCCAACACUAUAUUGCUAUCUAUCCUGCUGCCCAUUGGUCUGGGUCUGUGGGGAGCUGGUCUGCAACACCAUCUUCAUUUCAUGGUACUUGCUCUGGGAUCGUUCCUGAUCUGGUUCGGCGCUCUUCUCGCUCUGCCUGUCUGCUAUAAUUACAUUAUCGAAUGCUUCUUGCACAAUCCUGUCGAGGCCUCUGUCUCGCUGAAUGCAUACCGCGUCACCUUUGGUUUGAUAUCGGUCUUCAUUACUACUAACUGGCAGGCGGCUGUUGGUAUUGGCUGGAUGUGGGGGAUGGGAGCUUUUUUCAUUGUGUUUGUCGAUCUCAUCAUGAUUGGACUUAUUCUCAAAGGACAUGUUGUCCGUCAGUGGACGACCAAGUUGAGUAAGACUCUUGCAUUCACUGAAGAUGGUGUGGCUAUCAGCACGAAGCAUGAUGUGGUUGCUUAA
Molecule: messenger RNA, 1056 nt
Organism: Talaromyces stipitatus ATCC 10500
Lineage: Eukaryota; Fungi; Ascomycota; Eurotiomycetes; Eurotiales; Trichocomaceae
Exons: 4
Coding region: 1-1056 (351 amino acids)
Biological process (GO): transmembrane transport
Molecular function (GO): transmembrane transporter activity
Source: RefSeq, a predicted model, not a curated record